Messenger RNA from Lottia gigantea (owl limpet), 516 nucleotides. RefSeq lists its product as hypothetical. Gene Ontology annotation, molecular function: RNA binding. Bases 1 to 516 code for a protein of 171 amino acids. NCBI's taxonomy places the organism in Eukaryota, Metazoa, Mollusca, Gastropoda, Lottiidae. The transcript has 4 exons. The record is from RefSeq and is a predicted model, not a curated record. Gene Ontology annotation, biological process: positive regulation of mRNA splicing, via spliceosome. Gene Ontology annotation, cellular component: spliceosomal complex.
AUGUCAACCCGUCGUAGACAUGAUGGCAACAGAGAUGAUCCAGAGCCUACAUCAUGUUUAGGAAUAUUUGGAUUGAGUUUGAAUACACAAGAGAGAGAAUUAAGAGAUGUAUUCGGUAGAUGUGGAUCCGUGGACCAAGUACAGAUAGUUUAUGACAGACAAAGUGGAAGAUCACGAGGCUUUGCUUUUAUAUAUUUUAAAUCAGUAGAGGAUGCAAUUGAGGCUAAAGAAAGGUGUACUGGAAUGGAGAUAGAUGGGAGGAGAAUUCGGGUUGAUUAUUCUAUAACCCACAGAGCUCAUACACCUACCCCUGGUAUCUAUCUUGGCAAACCUACAGAACCAUCAUCAGAUUCAAGGUGUUCACCUCUUUAUCAUUUCACUAAUGAAGAAAAUUUCUUUUGCAGACGUUAUCGAUCACCGUCUCCAUAUAACCGUGGUUACAAGAGAAGAUCACCCUCACCAUAUCGUCGACGUUCCCGUUCUAGAUCCAGAUCCUAUUCUCCUCGUAAGUUUUAG